Molecule: messenger RNA, 1868 nt
Organism: Hypoxylon fragiforme
Lineage: Eukaryota; Fungi; Ascomycota; Sordariomycetes; Xylariales; Hypoxylaceae
Product: asparaginase-domain-containing protein
Exons: 3
Coding region: 258-1817 (519 amino acids)
Molecular function (GO): asparaginase activity; protein binding
Source: RefSeq, a predicted model, not a curated record
CAAAGCGUUGGUCACGAAACUACAUAUUUCAUAGUAUCUUACUUCGGCGCGGAUUAUACCCAAAGCCAUCCAAAAAAAACUCAUCAAGAGCACAGGACUUAUAUAAAUCGAGCGAACGCCGUUGCCAUUAUUCUUCUUGGGGCAGAAUAUAGAAACGGCGAUAAUACCAAACUAUCGCUAGUGAGGAAAAAGCCUUCCCCUUUCUACUUUGUGGGUACAUAAGUGGCAAAAAGAAUCAAGAAAAAAACCCCCCGACGAUGGGAAGCUUUACAGCUGUUGUGAACGGCAAUGCCGAAUCCACCUACCCUGAAUCGAGGGUGCUCAUAAUCAUCACCGGAGGCACCAUUUGCAUGCAACCGUCGGCAGGCGGUCUGGUGCCUGUUGAUGGAUUUAUCGACAGCGCAAUGGCCCCCAGGCCGUCAUUCAAUGACAUGACAGAGAGAAUUCCGUUAAGCGCCGUCAAGGAUGGUAAGAAUAUCACGAUAGAUAGCUUGCGCACGCCUCCAAGCUCAUACUCGAGGCAUAUCCGAUAUGGUGCUCUCGAAUUCUCGCCGCUACUUGACUCUUCCAGUAUUAGUAGUUUCGGCUGGACGCAGAUCGCGACUACUAUCCGGGCAAAUUACCACCUCUUUGACGGCUUUGUCGUGCUUCAUGGAACCGAUUCUCUAGCGUAUUCAGCCUCGGCCUUGUCUUUCAUGAUGGAAGAUCUAGGCAAGCCCGUUAUUCUCACAGGCUCGCAAGCGUCCAUCUUCGCGCUGCAGUCAGACGCCGUGGACAACUUACUUGGCUCUCUCAUCAUCGCCGGCACAUUCUUGAUCCCGGAAGUGUGCCUUUUCUUUCACCACACACUAUUCCGCGGAAACCGCACCACCAAGAUCUCCGCCUCGUCCUUCGAGGCCUUCGCCAGCCCCAACUGCGACCCCCUGGCCAAAGUCACUAGUCUUGGCGUCGACGUCAACUGGGCCCUCGUUAGACGGCCCACCAAGAUCGCUCAGUUCCAGAUCUUCUCGUACCUCGACACGGCCCACGUCGCCUGUGUCCGCAUCUUCCCCGGAAUCAAGCCGGAGAUGGUCGACUACGUCCUCCGGGUCCCGGACCUGCGCGGGCUGAUCCUUGAGACGUUCGGCAUGGGCAACGCGCCGGCGGGCGUAGACGGCAGCCUGACCAAGGUCAUCGCGUCGGCCGUCGAGCGCGGCAUCGUUGUCGUCAACAUCAGCCAGUGCACCAAUGGCUUCGUCUCGCCUCUCUACGCCCCCGGGUUCGCCCUCGGCCGCGCCGGCGUCGUCUUCGGCCACGACCUCACCUCCGAAGCCGCACUCACCAAGCUCUCCUACCUCCUCGCGCUCCCCGGCAUCUCCUCCGCCAAAGACAUCGCCGAACGCAUGGGCCGCUCGCUCCGCGGCGAGCUAACCGAGCUCGUCCGCCCCUCCUUCUCGCACCCCACCGAGAAGAGCCUCGACACAGCAAUGGCCGGGUCCAGCCUGACCACCGCCGAAACCGCCUUCGCAGCACUAGGCUACGCGAUCGCGGCCGGCAACGCCAAGGCCGCGGCCGAGAUCCUCGACGCCGACGGCGAGGACGUCCUGCAGCGCGCAGACUACAUGGGCAACACCGCCGUGCACCUCGCCUCCGUGGGGCCCGAGCCCGCCAUCCUCAAGGACCUCCUCGUCCGCGGCGCCAGUGUCCACGCAAGGAACCGGGCUAACAACACCCCGCUGUUCCUCGCUGAGCGCACGGCCAACGCGGAGUGCGUCCGCUUGCUGCGCGAGGCGGGCGCGAGGCUGUGGGUUGAGCAGGGGACGGGGGUUAGUACUUAGGUACGGGUGUGGACUGGGCGUUUUAUGUAUGUGUGAAAGAGAAGAAGAAGG